Molecule: messenger RNA, 5848 nt
Organism: Cervus elaphus (red deer)
Lineage: Eukaryota; Metazoa; Chordata; Mammalia; Artiodactyla; Cervidae
Gene: LRRC15
Product: leucine rich repeat containing 15
Exons: 2
Coding region: 163-1944 (593 amino acids)
Cellular component (GO): plasma membrane
Molecular function (GO): protein binding
Source: RefSeq, a predicted model, not a curated record
GCCGACACUGCCCCUGGCGGUGACUCACGCCAGGCAGCCCUUAAAUACGCGGAGGACCGGGGAGCCGCACUGAUGCUGCAGCCUUGAGCCACCCCACGUCCUCCUCUCCGGUUCCCUCUGGUCGACGGCAAGCAGGCGGGAGGGCGCCGAGCUGCUGAGGCCAUGCCACUGAAACAUUAUCUCCUUUUGCUGGUGGGCUGCCAGGCCUGGGCUGCAGGCUUGGCCUUCUAUGGCUGCCCGAGCGAGUGCACCUGCUCCAGGGCCUCCCAGGUGGAAUGCACGGGGGCGCGCAUCGUGGUGGUUCCCACCCCGCUGCCCUGGAAUGCCAUGAGCCUGCAGAUCCUCAACACACACAUCACUGAACUCAAUGAGUCCCCCUUCCUCAACAUCUCAGCCCUGAUCGCGCUGCGGAUUGAGAAGAACGAGCUGGCCCACAUUGCUCCCGGUGCCUUCCGUAGCCUCGGCUCGCUGCGCUACCUCAGCCUUGCCAACAACAAGCUCCAGAUCCUGCCUGUUGGCCUCUUCCAGGGCCUGGAUAACCUCGAGUCGCUCCUGCUGUCCAGCAACCAGUUGGUGCAGAUCCAGCCGGCCCACUUCACCCACUUCAGCAACCUCAAGGAGCUGCAGCUUCACGGCAACCACUUGGAGUACAUCCCUGAUGGGGUCUUCGACCACAUGGUGGGCCUCACCAAGCUCAAUCUGGGCAAGAACAGCCUCACUCACCUCUCACCCCGGGUCUUCCAGCACCUGCGCAACCUCCAGGUCCUCCGGCUGUAUGAGAACAGGCUCUCAGACAUCCCCAUGGGCUGUUUUGACGGGCUCAGCAACCUCCAAGAGCUGGCCCUGCAGCAGAACCAGAUUGGAGUGCUGUCCCCUGGCCUCUUCCACAACAACCGUAACCUUCAGAAGCUCUACCUGUCCAACAACCACAUCUCCCAGCUGCCCCCCGGCAUCUUCCUGCAGCUGCCCCAGCUCAACCGGCUCACGCUCUUUGGGAAUUCCCUGAAGGAGCUCUCUCCCGGCAUCUUUGGACCCAUGCACAACCUGCGGGAGCUAUGGCUCUACGACAACCACAUCACCUCCCUCCCCGAUAAUGUCUUCAGCAACCUCCGCCAGCUGCAGGUCCUGAUCCUCAGCCGCAACCAGAUCAGCUACAUUUCCCCGGAUGCCUUCAAUGGGCUGGUGGAGCUGCGGGAGCUGUCCCUCCACACCAAUGCACUGCAGGAGCUGGAUGGAAGCAUCUUCCGCAUGUUGGCCAACCUGCAGAACAUCUCCCUGCAGAACAACCGCCUUCGGCAGCUCCCUGGAAACCUCUUCGCCAACGUCAAUGACCUGUUGACCAUCCAGCUGCAGAACAACCAGCUGGAGAACCUGCCCUUGGGCAUCUUUGAUCACCUGGGGAAGCUAUGUGAGCUGCGGCUCUACGACAACCCCUGGAGGUGUGACUCAGACAUCCUUCCGCUCCACAACUGGCUCCUGGUCAACAAGGCCAGGCUGGGGACAGACAGCCUCCCUGUGUGUUUCAGCCCAGCCAGUGUCCGUGGCCAGUCCCUCAUCAUCAUCAAUGUCAAUGUUGUUGUCCCCAGUGUCCAGGGCCCAGUCGUGCCCAGCUACCCAGAGACGCCGACAUACCCGGACACGUCCAGCCACCCUGACACGUCCAGCUACCCUGACACGUCCAGCUACCCUGACACCACCUCCAUCUCCUCCACCACUGACUUCACCAGCCCCUCAGGGGACUACACCGAUCUGACCACCAUCAACACCACCGAGAAACGUGACCGGGGGGGCAUGACCCCGGCCCAGAGUGGGCUGGCCAUUGCUGCCAUUGUCAUCGGCAUCAUUGCCCUGGCCUGUUCCCUGGCUGCCUGCAUCUGCUGUUGCUGCUGCAAGAAGAGGAGCCACGCGGUCCUGAUGCAGAUGAAGGCACCCAAUGAGUGUUAGAGAGGAGGGCUGGAGUAAGGGCUGGGGGACAAGUGGGACCCCCAGAGGACCCAGGAUUUCACUGUGCUGCCUCCACCUCUGGGUCCACAGACCAUCCCCUGUCACUCUCUCUCGGGUCCCCUAGAGAAAGGCACCCCUACCUUUUCCUGACCUGCCUGGUUCUCCUGUAGACAAGGUUCUGGCAGAACCUUCUUACUACCAGGGAGAUCUAACCUGCCAUGGAAAAAAAUCCUGUAGUGGUCCCAAUUCACAUCCCUGGGCUUCUUUCAAGAAAGCCCCUCCUCUAAAGCUCACCAGCUCUCCUCCAAAACUUGCCUUCCCUGUGUCUGUGCCCCUGUGGGCCUCUGUAGACACGGUUUUCACACACCUGCCACUUUGUGGGAACAGUUCUCCACCGGGACAGCCCCUCUCCCAAGUAUUAUGUAAGUUGAUUCCCCUUCUUUGCUCCUCUUGUUUGUGGCAUGGCUCCACCCUCUCCCCUCAAAUGAAAAGUCUCUCUUCAUUUCCUGCUCCUGAAGGCAAGGUGACUUUUUCUCCUCAAAGGAGGCUUCAAACCUUUUAGCUGCUUUUUCAAGAACUGCCAAAUGCCCUGGCUUUCAGGAUGCUAUGAGAGAGAGAAAGGGAAAACUGAGGCUGCUCAGUUCCUGAAGGCAGAGCCAUCAUCAGUAUCUCUCUUGUGAUUUUUAUCUGGAAAAGGAAGAAAGGCACCAGUGCAACAAGUUUUGCCUCUUUAGAGAAUAUUUCUGAACUGCAAACUUUGCUUUGAAAAUUUUAGUCCUUUAAGGAAUAAAAUCAUGUAGAAGUUCUGACCUCCCUAAAACAUGAAAGUCAGCUUAUUGGUAUUGGAUGGAGAAAGCAAUCUGGUACCUGGGGGUCCUUGUGUUCACCUGCAAGGUUUUUCUCUUUUAACUGUUUCUGGAAGUGUAACCUACAUACAGAAAAGUGGGAGCAUGCAGGUGUAUAGUUUGAUGGAUUUUCACAAACCGUACACACCUGUGUGAUUAGUACCCAGUUCAAGAAAUGAGACAUCACCAGGAUCCUCCAUCUGGGGCUUUUACUGGAGAAGACUGGGGCUUGUGGAGGUGGCAUGGACUUAACCUGGGAACUGGCUCCUCACAGAUCAGGAUGGGCCCCUGCCUGCCCUCCCCUUGCAGCCUGUCCUUGCAAAGGCCCAGCUACCAGCGGUGGAGGAGAAGAUAUAGGUAUACUCUGGCCUGAGCAGAAAAUUGUAUUCAAUGCCAGACCUUCAGGCACCCAGACUGGCCAGGUCAGAAGCAUCUCAACUAGAGAGGCCCAUGCAACCACACACCCUACCCUGCCAACAAGCUGUCUGUUGCUCAUUGGAGGUUCCUCUGCUUGGGCCUUUUAUGGGCAUGAGAUGCCCUAUAUCUGUUUUUAAUUUUCACUCUGCAUCUGGGGAAGUGAAAUAGCUCAGAGAUGAGAUCCUUUAAUUGGACAGCCAAGUAUAAUAGAACCCAGCAAUCCCUCUGGUCGUGGUAAAAUUCUUCAUAGACAUUACAGUCAGCUAGAAACUGAACUUCAGCAUUCUCACACAUAGCAGGCAACACGGAUUCAGACAGGUCAGGCUGGGUCAGGGACCUCUCUGAAGCUUCUCCCUGCCUGUAGUCUGCUUACAAGAGUUGAGUGCUUUGGUUCAGUGUUGCAGUCACAUGAAUGCCUGCCCUGGCCACCAUUCCUGCUGCACACACAUUCACACUGGUAAAGAAAGUACACGCAUGACAAUGCAUGUCUUUCUCUGGACAACUGGUAGACCACUUUAGAAGUACAGACAGUGAAAUGGAGACUUUCACGUGUCUGUGUCUGCCCAGAAAAGAGCUGUAGCCAAUACUGUACAGAUUUGGAAAUCUGCCAUCAAUCCUUACUGGCCUUUACUAGUUUCCUCUGCCCCACGAGACAAAUAAGAAAUACACUUCGGCCUUAACAGCAUGGUGCUGACAGGUCCCAACGAAGAGUCCAGGAACACAUGUGUGUUAAGAACUAGUGCAUUUUGUAGCUUUUCACUCUCUGUCACAGGAAAUCUGGGGGAGAUGUUGUUAGAGGCAAAAGACGUUAUCUCCCCAAGGCAAAUCUGGGUCUCCAAAAUGUUUUCAAAAUAUUUAUAGUACCGGGCAGACAUGUACCUGGGUUUGCCAGGGUCUAAAAGGAAAUGAGCCUAGAGCUUGGGGCUUGAGCAUCAUUUCCAAUGGUGACCUGCCUUGUUGAUCCUGGGCCCCAAAGGGGAAGUGUGGCCUACUCUCCCCCAGACAGGAAGCAUGGUUUAGCACUGAAUUCCUCAAAGGACUCCUUGUAAGGAGGCUCCAGCAUCUCAUUGUGCAAGGGUACAAGUGGGCCAGAGAUAUCAGAAAGGUGAGGAAGGAGUCUUCGUCAUCCAGUGUGCCCUGUCAAGCUGAACCCAGGACCUCUGGGUAUUGAUAACAUUGGCCAUGACCUUGGAAUAUCUUCCUCUCUGGUCCAAGAUACCUCGUGUGUCUCCAGAUCAAAGGCUGGCCUGAGGGCAGCUGUCCUCAGAUGAGUCCCCUGGAAAGCACCCUGGGUGGGGCUGGUGGGCCCUUUUCCUGACCUUCUGAGAGCCCCUGGUCCUUUCUCCCAUCAGAGGCUGGAGGGAACCAUUGAGCCUCCUCUUCCUUGGCAGGCCAUGUGGUUUCUCUCAACCAUGUUGUCUGGUCAGGAAGCUACCAGAAAAGGUGGGUGGAGUUUCGUUUCCAACAGGCUCUUGGCUCUUGGCAUUUGCUCACUUCUUGGGGCUGAAGUGAGCUGCUUGGUUCCCCAGAAGUUGAGUUCAUUUUUCCCCGUAGCUCAUUGGCCUCUAGUCCUCCUUGUCAGUUCUCCAUUUGGAGUGGAGGGUCAAUAUUGGAGGAAAGAUAAUAAAAACCGGUUAGAACCACUGUUUUUCAAAAAUGUUUAUCUGCAUAGAUACCCUUCAAAGCACUUAGCAGGCAUUUUCUUUUUAAUCCUCACUACAGCCCUGUGCAGGAGUGGUACACGUGUGAGGAUCUAAAACCUCUUGUCUCCUGCAACAUUAUUUAACAGGCUGUGAGUGUUCCUUCUCUCUUUAAGCUCAUACAAGAAUUCAUGGCCUGUCCUCGGCUUUCAUUGCUAAACCAAGGAAAAGGGGAGUCACUGUCUUAUUGCUCCCUGUCAUCUUAGCUAUUUGACCCCACCUGGUACUGUGUGGACCCAAAGCUUUGUAAAUACAGGAAAAGUUAAACUCAUCCAUCCAUUAAAGAAAAACUGGCUUUCCUCAAGGGAAUGUUGGGCUGCGUGUAUAUUGCUCCUCCUCGUCAGGAUUUAAAGGCACAACACCAUUCUCAGAACCCUUCAUGGGCAGCAAUGGUGUCACAGGUGUCUGUGUGGUGCAGUGUUGGGAAUCAUUUCUAGACUCAGGAAGUUUAUGAGGAGGAGGCAGCUACAGCCAACUAGAUAACUGGAGUUGCUAGAGAGACAUGGGAGGUAGCCUGCCUUUAGCUAUGAAUGACUCAAAGAAAUCAACCUACAGAUCCCACAGUCGGAGUUGAACUGGAGUUGCUGGGGAGGCAGUGGUGGUCUUAGGGAGGAGGUCAUGGCUGUGGUUCAGAGAGGAGCGGGGUGGGCACUCCUCCAGGCCAAACUCCUCCCACUCUGAGCUUUUUUCUUCACCCAAGGAGGGAUUGUUCUCACCAACUCAUCGCCUUCGUGCUGCCUUCAAAUGUGGAUUGAUUUUGCCUCACUUAGGGAAUCAUUGCAAAUAGUCCCAGGUGCUUGGUGAUGCAUUUAGAGCUUUCUAGGCCCCCAGGGUUUUAUAGAGUGUGAGCCCUGGUGGGCAAGGUGGGGGGGUCCAUCUUUGCUGGAUACUGCUUGUAACAGAUUUGGAGUACAGAAUCAACAAUAAAUGGUAUACACAGGA